Manduca sexta (tobacco hornworm) is the source of this 3439-nucleotide messenger RNA. RefSeq lists its product as uncharacterized. NCBI's taxonomy places the organism in Eukaryota, Metazoa, Arthropoda, Insecta, Lepidoptera, Sphingidae. The transcript is spliced from 4 exons. The coding region runs from base 613 to 3432 and encodes 939 amino acids. The record is from RefSeq and is a predicted model, not a curated record.
AAUAAGGGACCUCCUGCCGGAAACACUCUAAGAAAACAAAUUACCUUUUUACCUAAAUAUCAUCUGAAUAUAACGCCAAAAAAUGAAAGAACCAUUACUAUAAACUUAGUUUUACAAAAUCUAUGCUAUUUGUCUGAAAAUAUAGAACACUUAUCUGCUGGCGAGACACACAAAACUUACAUUAUAGUAGGCGAUUCGGAUAAUGAUUUGUUAUUGUUAACUUCUUUCAAAGACAAAGAUCUGAUAAAGAUUUACGGUGGAAGCAUCACGUACGAAAUUACUAGGAAACGCAACUGCGAACAUAAAAUCUUCGUUCACUGCGUUAGUUCAAACUUCGUUGGCAUUGACGCACAAUGUGAAUUUACGUUUAAAGAUUUAGAAACUCCACUCUUUACAAAUAUUCCGACAAACACGAAAAAGGUAUGUCAGAAGCAAACGUGUAUAACAGAUGUAUUUAAAGAGUGUAAGAGAAAAAAUGAAAAUAGUCCAAAUAAUCCACAACACAAAGACAAAAGGAAACGUGACAGUACUAUUGUUAAGAAGUUCAACGAGCUUAAAGAACCUUUUAAUGAAACAUUCGAUACAUUAAAUAAAAAUAUCAGGCAGACUAAUAUGGGAACUGAAAUCUCUAAUGAAACUACAUUGCAUAAAAUCUCACCUGCAAACAAUACACAAAUUCUUGAUAUAAAUGGCGGGAAGAAUAAUACGAAUAACUUAAGUGAAAAUAGCAUAGUCAAUUCAACGGAACCAUUACUUAAUCUAGAAGAUAGCGAUGAAGAAUAUAUAAACGAUGACAAACUAAACAGCAUAUUAGAUAAUAUUGAAAGUGAAAUUUCCCAGAUGAAUAAAAUACGGAAAACCCAAAUGUCAACUUCGAAAACGGUUCCAGGUGUAAUUCUAAGCACCAAUGAUCCAACGAAAGAAUUACCUGUUUUCAAUAGUUCUCAAAUGAAUUUGCACAAAAUAGAUAUUAAUCGGCAAUUUAAUGGUAAAUUAAGAAGCGAUUUAGAAACGUAUGCCAAUAUGCAGAAAACACGUAAAGCAAAAAAUUUAAAAAGUAAUUAUAGUUUUAUCGAUGUAUUGGAGAAAAAUGAUGCAACAAUAAAUGAACAAGAGAAUAAUAUGAUUGAUAAUGCUACUGGAUUCUCUAGUGCAAUUAAAUCUAAUAUUGAUAAGUACCUAGAGACGAUUCAACACAGUUCAAAAGAUUCUGACAAUACUAUUAACCAGAUAUUACAAAAUACAAACAAUUGUAAUCUUGCAAGUGAAAAUAUGGCUGAUAAUGCUACUGGAUUCUCUAGUGCAAUUAAAUCUAAUAUUGAUAAGUACCUAGAGACGAUUCAACACAGUUCAAAAGAUUCUGACAAUGCUAUUAACCAGAUAUUACAAAAUACAAACAAUUGCAAUCUUGCAAGUGAAAAUAUGGCGCAACAACACAACCAAGACGAUACAAGUAAGAGGUGUCAUAGUUCAGAUCGAUAUUAUAAUUUAAAUAUCCCACAUUCCAGUAACGCAGAAAUAUCCGUGGAUAUUCAUAAUUUGGAUGAUAUCGUACACGAAAGUAUUCCUGAAAAGAAACUAAAUAUUGAAUCACUCCAUACAGACAACGAACUUUCUGCAAAAUUCAGAACUAUUGAAUCAAAGAACUUAAUAAAUAACAAUACUUUAAUGAAUACUUUACAAAGUAAAACUUCAUUAAUAGCAAAUGCAACUGACUGCCACAAUGAUCAAAAUAUUUUAAAAUCGGAAUCGAAUAUUUAUGAUACAAACAUUAACAAUAGUUUUAUUAAUCGGAUAGAUAAUAACAGUAAUUAUGAAAGCAACAACAACCUGGUGACACAAGACAGCGAUAAUACUGAACCAUUAGAACAUGAAGAACAAAGACUAAAUGAAGACAGAUUCACUAAACCGAAACAACACACAGAUUUUUUUGAUUCAAGUGAAAUUAAUCAAUUAUCAAGAAAGUUGUUUAAAAUUGAAAAAUACGCUCGGAUGACAGACUGUAUUAGAUUCACUGCCACCAGCGUGAGUGUUAGGUCAUCAAAAAAUUUUGUUCAUAUUAUAAAAAAGUUGAAAGUAAAUUUAGACAUAUCGAAAACUAUGCUUACAAAUAAAAUGAUCAAUAAAGACACUAUUCCUAUAACAAGUGACCAAUUCACUAAAACUGAUGAUAUUCUCAGCAUGAAAGAACCUGAAAUAGCCACUAACGCUUUACUGCCUAGUGUAUAUAAAGCAAUAGAACAAACAACCGAACCUAUUAGCACUAAUAAUUAUAAAGAUUUAGAACAUCUACAAAUAAGUCAGGAUGAAAGCAAUGAAAUAGAAAAUAUUUCGAAUGAAUAUGGUAACACAACGCCUAAAUGUUUCACAUAUGUACCUAAAGAAACACCAAUGAUGUCUACAUUUGAUAAUCUUAAAGAAACAGCAUGUGACGAUGGUCCGUUAAACAACAGUGGACAUAUUACAGAAGUUAAUAAAAUCAGCAUAGAUAACAGUAUCAAUAAAGAUUUAACUGACUUGACUACUAAUAAUUCAAAACAAAUAAGCGAAUCUGAUUAUAUUAUAGAAUGUGACCAAAAUAAGAUGUCUGCACAAAAAUGCGAAGGCAACAAAGUUGCUGAUAUUUUGAAAAAAUAUUCAACUCUCUUACGUAACAACGGUACUGUAUAUAACGUUAACCAAGACUUGAAUAAGGCCAUAACUUCAUCACAAAAAAUCAAUAGACAGGAAACAAAGCCUGAUAGGCCAUUUAAAAUAAGUGACAUCCAAAAUCUAGACAUAGAUUUACCCCAGGGACUUAUAAAUGAAAUAUCUGCAGAUACUAAUAAAUAUGCCUCAAGAUUUUCUAUUAGGACCAGCACACCUCAAUAUGAGGAAAAAUGUGCAGAUGUACAAACAUUCACUCGUUUAAACUGCGCAGAAGAAAUAGAACACCCAAUACAAGUAAAAGAAAUGGAGAAAAACAUUUUUGAAAAUGCGGAUAACGAAUUACAAUGGGUCCCUGAAUAUUGCCUAGAACAAACAUCAGAUUUCAAUAUUCAUGAAUCAAUGUUUGACCCUAAAACUAUAUUGCAGUGUUUAGAUAACGAUAACAACGACGCAAUAAUCGCUCCACCUCCGGAAUUCUGUGAUGAAGUAGAUGACAACUGUAUCAAAGAAAUAUCUACGAUCACUUUAGACAAUGAAAGCAACUUUGAUAUAUUUCCAAAUGAAGGAAAUUUAGAACUUUUACCAUGUAAGGAAAUAGAAUCUCGGGUGGUAUUUCCCAAAAUGAACUAUAAUAGCUGCGCAGAUAUGAAUUUAAUACACAUUAGUUCUACUAUCAACCGAAAUCAAUCAACAACAAAUGAAAGAUUACAUAUCCCUACAUUUUCAAGACGUAACAAAUUAAAUAAGUUUAAAUUUUCUCAAAAAAAUAAAAUGAAAAAAUGAAUGUAAU